This is a messenger RNA of Lactuca sativa (garden lettuce), 1737 nucleotides long. Its product is annotated as 3-ketoacyl-CoA synthase 12. Gene Ontology annotation, biological process: fatty acid biosynthetic process. Gene Ontology annotation, cellular component: membrane. NCBI's taxonomy places the organism in Eukaryota, Viridiplantae, Streptophyta, Magnoliopsida, Asterales, Asteraceae. Gene Ontology annotation, molecular function: acyltransferase activity, transferring groups other than amino-acyl groups. The record is from RefSeq and is a predicted model, not a curated record.
UUAGUUGGUGGAAGUUGAGUGAUAGACAUGUUUCUGAAGAAUAUUAGUCGGGCAUACAAGCUGUACACUCCCUUUUUAUACAAAUCCAAAUUUGGAUUUCAAAAUUCACAGCAAAGACAACCUAAACUUACAUCUUAAACACCCUUCAACCCUCUUCUCUCUCCCUAAAGAUGUUGUUUUUUCUCACCAUUUUAUCUUUCCUUCCUCUCUUAUACAUUCUCUACAUUCUACUCAGCUUUCUUGAGCGAAAAAAGCAUCAGAAAUGUUACUUGUUGGAUUACCAAUUGUACAAACCCUCCGACGACCGGAAACUGCCAACGGAGUUCUGUGGUGAUGUCAUUAAACGGGCCAAGAAUCUUGGUCUAAAUGAGUACAAGUUUCUUCUGAAAGCGAUAGUGAGCUCCGGCAUCGGUGAAGAAACCUAUGCUCCAAAAAUGGUGUUUGAAGGCCGUGAAGAAAACCCUACUUACCAAGAUGCCAUUGUGGAGAUGGAAGAGCUUUUUGAGUACACAAUCGGAAGACUUUUCAAGCGAACUGGGAUUUCCCCCUCGGAGAUUGAUAUUUUGGUGGUCAACAUCUCGAUGUUGGCUUGCAUGCCUUCGUUGUCCAGUCGAAUCGUAAACAUGUACAAGAUGAGGGACGAUGUCAAAACCUACAACUUAUGUGGAAUGGGAUGUAGUGCGAGUUUGGUUUCUUUAAAUCUUGUUGAAAGUAUCUUCAAAUCGAAGAAAAAUCAGUUGGCUAUGGUGGUGACAUCCGAAUCUUUAACACCAAAUUGGUAUACGGGUAAUGAUAAAUCCAUGAUACUUUCAAACUGUUUGUUUAGAACAGGUGGGUGUGCGAUGAUUCUAACAAACAACCCAAGUUUAUCUCACAAAUGCAUGCUGAAGUUAAACUGCCUAGUCCGAACCCACCAUGGCGCGAAAGACGAAUCCUACGGAUGUUGCAUAGAAACCGAAGAUGAUCAGGGUCGGGUCGGUUUUCAUCUAGGUAAAUCUCUACCAAAAGCUGCAACUCGAGCCUUCGUGGACAAUUUGAAAGUAAUCGCUCCGAAGAUACUACCGAUCCGGGAGCUUCUCCGGUUUGGUAUCCUCUCUGUAACCCUAAAAAUUCUCAGCAAAGGGAAAGGAAAGUUAUCAGGGUCAAGUCGACCGGUGAUCAACUUCAAAGCCGGAGUGGAUCAUUUCUGUCUUCACACCGGCGGAAAAGCAGUGAUCGACACAGUCGCUCAGAAUCUUGAUCUGAGUGAAUACGACGUCGAGCCAGCACGAAUGACCCUACACCGGUUCGGAAACACAUCAGCGAGCAGUGUUUGGUAUGUUUUAGGGUACAUGGAGGCUAAGAAAAGGCUAAAGAAAGGUGAUCGAUUGUUCAUGAUAAGCUUUGGUGCAGGUUUUAAAUGCAAUAGCUGCUUGUGGGAAGUUGUACGAGAUCUGGAAGGAGAAGGAAAUGUGUGGAAAGAGUGUAACGUCGAAGACUACCCACCACAAACCCUAAUUAACCCAUUCAUGGAGAAAUAUGGUUGGAUCCAGGACGAAGACAUUGAAACCUUUAAGGUCCCAGAGUGAAAAUCAUUAACAAAGGGCAAAAAAGACAUUUUCAUUUUCGAAUUCAUUAUUUUAUUAUUUAUAGAAAGGAAAAAGUAUAAACUAAAGGAUAGAAAUUAAUGUCUCCAUGUUCAUUGAUUGUGUACGUGUAUUUGUAUUGUUAUAAGGAAUUCAAACUUUUAGUUCCUAA